AUGUGGGAUGAAGAUUACCGGCCAAUAGGCUGUUUAGAUCUACCUAUCGCGACGAACCCCACGGCUCAAUUCAAUGACGCCCAAACCUGGCGUAGAGUCUCGGAGGACCUACUACCAACAAGCAUCUCGUCCCUGCUUCAGGCGGCAAACGAUCGGCCCGACAUUACCACCCUGCUGAAGCACCAGUGGAUCCAGCUCGAAUUCUUUGUACGCCAAGCCGCCAAAGGCUCAUUUGUCCGGUUCCGCAUCUAUGUACUCCCAUUCGACGUUGAGCGGCAUGGGGUGAGUGACCGCCACGAUGAAAAGCUGAUGAAAGCUCUCGCCAUGCUAUUACAACGAUUAAACUAUUCUUCAGAGGCGUGGAAUGACGCCUCAAACCAGCAAAGGCUUCCGCACCCACUAUCCUUCACGGAUUUACCAGAUCCCCUCCCAGACGACUCUUGUCUAUUGGCUCUCUUCAAUAGUGUCCCUUCUCCGGAUCCAGACCCCAACUCCGUCUCCGAUUUAAAUGCUCGACAUGCUAUGCUCUCCAUUCUGGAGGGAAACCUUCCUGGUAUACGCACCACUCUCUAUCCAUACCAGCGUCGUUCGGCGGCCUUGAUGCUACGAAGGGAGCUUGUCCGGACCAAGGUUUUGGACCCAAGGUUGCGCUGCUGUCAGGACCAGUCAGGGCGUCCAUGGUACUACGACUCGGCCACGGGCUUGGUUUUGGCCAAGCCGCGAUAUUACAAUGGUGCUCGCGGCGGCAUCCUCGCAGAGGAGAUGGGCACAGGGAAAACGUUGAUCUGCCUUGCUCUCAUUUCAAGCACGAGGCGCGAGCCAACGACAGCACCAGACCCAUUCGCGGUAGAGGUUCCGCGACGAAGAUAUGUCGGAAACUUUGUGGAUAUGUGCGCGGCUGGUGUUAAUCGUCAUUCUGUGCCGUGGCAGCCAUAUUUUACAUACAUGAACCAACGCCUUGGCCAAGAUUACACUCGAUGCGUCGAAGCUCUACAACGCCCAGCAAACCGCGCCGCUUAUAAAUUAGACCUCGAUGUCGGGCUCACCACAAGAAGAAGCACUCGUCUCAUGCGGAGCGAACCACAGACGAGAACGAUUUUCCUGAGCAGUGGGACUCUCAUCGUAGUUCCCGACAAUCUUGUGACUCAGUGGAAGGACGAGAUAUUACGGCAUACGCCUGAACUCGAAGUCAUGACCCUGAUCAGUCGAGCGCGAAUGCCUUGUGUCGAACAGCUACUAGCAGUUGAUAUAGUCCUCAUCUCCCAGAGCCGUCUUGAACGGAUCUGGGCAGAAGGAAAGAAUGACAAGGGACAAGUGCACGGAAUAGACUGCGAACUGGAGCACAUACAAUGGAAGCGUACAAUCAUCGACGAAGGCCAUAAGCUGGGGAAGCCAGGCGAGAGCACUAUGUCCAUGGUGCUGCAAAGGCUCAAUACAAGUGCGAUGUGGAUUGUCACAGGCACUCCGACAAGAAAUCUCCAUGGUGCAGAAGUGAAAGAUACUUUGACCAGACUGAACGAUAUCGAGUCACAAAGGAGCGACCUAGUACACCUGGGCAGGAUCAUUGCCAAGUAUCUGAAAGUCCCGCCAUGGGCCAAGACAAAAUGCGUCGACGAUUCUAUUGCGGAUUGGAAAAUGUACGUUGUGAGUCCGACACAGCAUUCGAGGUGCCAACAUCACGUAGAUACUGCGAGGGCUACGCUGAAUUCUAUUUUGAUUCGGCACCGCCUUGCAGACAUCAGCACGCUACUUCCCCCUGUGGAUGAGAAGAUUGUCCAUAUUGAGGGCUCUUAUCAGGACAAACUUGCAUUGAACUUGUUCUCGAUGAUGAUCAUCUUGAACGCCGUCCAGUCACAACGAACAGGUGUGGACUACUUAUUCCAUCCACGGCAGAGAAAGAGCCUUCUUGAGCUUGUCCGCAAUCUGAGGCGGGCUUGCUUCUUCGGAGGUGUUUUCUUUUCCAGGGAAGAGAUCCAGAAGGCUGUUGAUAUUGCGCAAGAGUUCUACAGCUGCAAGCCAGUACCAAUAAGUGCGGAGGAUGAAGCCUCACUUUGCCGAGCUAUCGAGAUUGGGCACAAGGCUCUCACAAACGACCUAAAGAACGUCAGCAAUCAAUUCAAUAUAUUGCCGGUCUACAUUACUCACUCUCUCGAAGGCGUCAGGUCUGGUCCGUCUCUCGAUUAUAUCGAGGGUGAAGCUGUCUGUGUUAAUUUGGAUCUUGUCUAUUCACUACAACAAUCCGGUUAUGCCAACUUCAACGAUCCCACGUCGAUAUCAAGGAGCACGGCGAUACGCGAUUAUCAGUUUCAGAUAUCACGAGGAUAUUGCAAUCGAAACAUCGCACAGUUAUUGGGCCAAUUUCAGCAGCAGGCUGCGACAGCGUGGCAAACCAAGCGAGGGUGGGACAGCAACAAGAUCUCGAACUCUAUGUCCACUGGGACCACUUCCAUCACUGACAACGUCGCUGAACUCCAGGGUGAGGAUCACCUUCAUACUGUUCCUUCGGCAAGUAAAGUUCUAGCAUCGACCCGAAUCAUUUCUACGGCUUCUGCCAAGCUAUCAUACUUGAUAGAUGCGAUUAUGCAGCAUUAUGAGAAAGAGCAAAUCAUUAUUUUCUAUGAUAUCGACAGUAUCGCGUCUCAUCUAAACAGCGCUCUAGAAGUACUCAGAAUAAAGCAUCUCAUAUACACCCGCUCCGGGCAAAGCCCCCAAGAUCGCGCCAAAUGUAUAGAGCGCUUCACCCACGACUCAACAAAUAGGGUGUUACUCAUGGACAUUAGUCAAGCAGCCUUCGGCCUAGACAUGCGCAGUGCGUCGCGCAUUUAUUUUGUGAGCCCUGUGUUAAACUCACAAGUCCAAGCUCAGGCUAUUGGUCGCGCUCGUCGUAUCAGCCAGCAGAAGCCUGUCACCGUGGAGACUCUUGUUCUAAAGGGUAGCAUCGAGGAAUUCAUCGUCGACCGAGGUAGGAACAUGACGCAUUCAGAACAGCGAAGAACCAUGAGGUCGGUCGUUGAAGACAAGCCAAUCAUGGACUGGAUUAAAAACGUCGAAAUUUUGCCCAUGGACACCGACACCAUGGGCCCUUCCCCUGUAGACCUUGUGGACCAUGGUGGCGAACUGUCACAAACCGCAAUGCUUCGAGCACCUCAAACUGUGUUCAACGUGUCGUCAGCUCAAGUCACGCAGAGGGACAGACUUAUUGCGCUGGACACGGGUACACGCAGGACCACAAAUGAGGAGUAUCAAGUGAUCGCUCCUCCACCUGGCACCCCUGAUUCCAAGUCAGCAGUCAGGGGCUCGGGGCCAUUCAAAGAGACGUUGAACUCAGCCCAAGAAGUUUUGUCGACGACUGAGAUUCUGGUAAUGCACCAAGGUCGCUAUAUCCAGUAUGUUUCAGACGUAGAUUAUGUAGCAGAGAGACCCCAGAAAAGGACACGUUUCGCAGAGGUAAACUAGUUGCAAGUCGGCUAGUGUAAUGUGCGCUCAACUAGCUAACUAUGGCUUCGAACAAGUCUUCAUCCAUACAAUAAGCGAGGAGUUCUAUCAAAGCCAUUUCUGAGUUGGCGCAUGUUGUUCCCACUGAUUAAGUUUGUGUGCAAUGUUGUG
Molecule: messenger RNA, 3606 nt
Organism: Microdochium trichocladiopsis
Lineage: Eukaryota; Fungi; Ascomycota; Sordariomycetes; Xylariales; Microdochiaceae
Product: SNF2 family N-terminal domain-containing protein
Exons: 2
Coding region: 1-3456 (1151 amino acids)
Molecular function (GO): ATP-dependent chromatin remodeler activity; ATP binding
Source: RefSeq, a predicted model, not a curated record